AGCCUGCUCGUGCGCGCGCGCCCCCUUUCUGGUCCCCCUCCCCUUCGGGUGAGCGUCUCUCUCUCUCGGUGAGGCGAGCAGGAGGCCCCGCAGGCCCCCCGACGCCCCGCGUUGCCCAUGCAGGAGACCGAGGAGAGCCUGGCGGCGGCCGCGAACACCCUCUCCGCCGAAGAGUCCGAGGAGCCCGGAGGCGGCGAGGCCGGAGGAGGGGACUCGGAGGCAGCCGGGCAGCUGGACGGGCCCGCGGCUGAGGAGGAGCAGGAGGAGCAGCUUGAGGCGAAGCCCGGCGCGGAACCUGAGGCGAAGCCCGGCGCGGAGGAGCCCCCUCAGCAGCCCCCGAAGGACGAGGAGAAGGAGGAGGAGGAGAAGGAGCCGGACGAGGGCGAGGAUCGGCCGUCGUCUUCUUCGCCCGUCUCCGCCCCGUCGUCUGGGCCUCCAUCGCCUCAGCAGGAGCCGCCGCCUGUAGCAGCCGCUGAGGAGACGCCAGCCGAAAAGGAGCCGAAGAGUCCCGAGGAGAAAGAGCAGGAGGAGGAGGAGGAGGAGGAAGAAGAAGAAGAGAAGGAGGCAGCGGAGGAGACGACGACCGAGGAGAAGGAGGAGGAGAAGCCUGAAGGGGAGCCAGAGGAGUCUGAGCGGGAGCAGCAGGAGGAGGAGGAGGAGGAUGACAUCUCCUUCAGCGACCCCGAGGACUUCGUGGACGAUGUCGACGAGGAAGAAUUACUUGGAGAUAUUCUUCAGGAGCGUCCACAGGAGGCAGAUGGAAUUGAUUCAGUGAUUGUGGUGGACAAUGUCCCCCAAGUUGGUCCAGAUCGUCUUGAGAAACUAAAGAAUGUUAUCCAUAAGAUUUUCUCUAAGUUUGGGAAAAUUACCAAUGAAUUUUACCCAGAAGCUGAUGGGCAGACCAAAGGGUAUAUUUUCCUGGAGUACAUGUCUCCAACACAUGCUGUGGAUGCUAUUAAAAAUGCAGAUGGGUACAAGCUGGACAAGCAGCACACUUUCAGGGUCAAUCUUUUCACUGACUUUGACAAAUACAUGACAAUCAGUGAUGAGUGGGAAAUUCCAGAAAAACAACCUUUUAAAGACCUGGGAAAUUUGCGCUAUUGGUUGGAGGACCCAGACUGUAGAGAUCAGUACAGCGUGAUCUUUGAAUCAGGAGACAGAACCACUAUUUAUUGGAAUGAUGUUAAGGAGCCUGUCACAAUUGAGGAGAGAGCUCGAUGGACAGAAACCUAUGUGCGCUGGUCUCCGAAGGGUACUUAUCUGGCUACAUUCCAUCAGAGGGGCAUUGCCCUGUGGGGCGGAGAGAAAUUCAAACAGAUUCAGAGGUUCAGCCACCAGGGGGUGCAGCUCAUUGACUUCUCGCCUUGUGAAAGGUAUCUGGUGACCUUCAGCCCUCUAAUGGACACACAGGAUGACCCUCAAGCAAUCAUUAUCUGGGAUAUCCUAACUGGACAGAAGAAACGAGGAUUCCACUGUGAAAGUUCAGCCCAUUGGCCCAUUUUUAAGUGGAGUCAUGAUGGUAAAUUCUUUGCUCGAAUGACAUCGGACACUCUUAGCAUCUAUGAAACACCUUCAAUGGGUCUGCUGGACAAGAAGAGUUUGAAAAUCACAGGGAUCAAAGACUUUUCGUGGUCUCCAGGUGGCAACAUAAUUGCCUUUUGGGUGCCUGAAGACAAGGAUAUCCCAGCCAGGGUGACAUUGAUGCAGCUGCCCUCCAGACAGGAAAUCAGAGUGCGGAAUCUGUUCAAUGUGGUUGACUGCAAGCUACAUUGGCAGAAGAAUGGGGACUAUUUGUGUGUGAAGGUAGACAGGACUCCCAAAGGCACACAGGGUGUAGUGACCAACUUUGAAAUCUUCCGCAUGAGAGAGAAGCAGGUUCCAGUUGAUGUAGUCGAAAUGAAAGAAAGCAUCAUAGCAUUUGCUUGGGAGCCAAAUGGAAGCAAGUUUGCUGUGUUACAUGGAGAGACACCUCGGAUCUCCUGCUCCUUCUACCAUGUGAAAAGCAAUGGGAAGAUCGAGCUUAUUAAAAUAUUUGACAAGCAACAGGCAAACACGAUAUUCUGGAGUCCUCAAGGACAGUUUGUGGUGUUGGCUGGUCUCAGGAGCAUGAAUGGUGCCUUAGCAUUUGUUGAUACAUCAGACUGCACCAUGAUGAACAUUGCUGAGCACUACACAGCCUCAGAUGUGGAAUGGGAUCCAACAGGCCGCUUUGUGGUGACUUCUGUGUCUUGGUGGAGUCACAAGGUGGACAAUGCCUACUGGUUGUGGACAUUCCAGGGUCGUCUUCUCCAGAAGAAUAACAAAGAUCGGUUCUGCCAAAUACUCUGGAGGCCCAGGCCACCCACAUUGCUCACCCAGGAUCAAAUAAAGCAAAUCAAGAAAGAUCUGAAGAGAUAUUCCAAAAUUUUUGAACAGAAAGACCGUCUGAGCCAAUCUAAAGCUUCAAAGGAACUGGUAGACAGACGGCGGACAAUGAUGGAAGAGUUCAAGAAAUACCGCAAGAUGGCCCAGGAGCUAUACAUGGAGCAAAGAACUGAGCGGUUGGAGCUUCGAGGAGGAGUGGACACAGACGAGCUGGAUAGCAAUGUGGAUGACUGGGAGGAGGAGACUGUUGAAUUUUUUAUCAAUGAAGAAAUUAUUGCAGUUACAGAAUCAGAGUAAUCCGGAAGCCGUGCACCACCAUAUCUUGUACCAAGAAGGGAUUUGCUCGUUUUCAGAAGGUCUACACAACUUUGGAAUUUUUAAAAUCCAUAUUCUUUCUAUGGACGGUGAAUGCACUGGAUUUGUUCAUUCUGACACAUUGUAGUGCCUUCUAGUCCCCACUGCCUACAGCGGGGUCAUUUGAAAGGCGCUGCUUUUAAAUUUUUAUUCCUUUAUUGGAGGAGGGUUUAGUUUAAUUUUUUAAAAACCUACCACCAGUAUUUGCUGCUUGACGCUCCAGCAGUGCUCCCUCGUGGGCAGCUUGGGACGGUUGUCUUUCUGAGCAUAGCCUUGGUGCACCUUCCAGUGUCUUGCUGCAAACGCACGAUGCUUUCGUUUGCUGAGGAAUGUUCCUGUGUCCCGAGCGUCCAGGUGGGUGUUGGCUUUUUGCAGGGAAACAUCAGCCAAAGAACAGUUCUUCACGCGAUGCGCUUUAGUGUGCUGAAGCAGCACUACAGUGGGCUUUACCCUCCUCCAUUCAGAUUGUGACAGGAUCUCUCCAUGGGUUGAACAUUGGAAAUAAAGCAGACCUAUAUGCUUAACAAAGGCGGCUGUCUGUGUUGUCUUCAAAGUGGUUUGAAAUGGGCUGGUAGCAAGAACCUCUUGCUGUCUGCAAAUUAAUUGGCAUUCAUGUGAUUUCAUUUCCCUUUUCCUUCAUGCCCAAAUGCCAAUCCCUGGGUUAUACUUAAUGGCAAGGUGUAUAUAACAUAUGGCACUAGCAAAAUCCAAUGCAACAGAGAUUCUGUUUGCAAACUUGGCUUGUGUCUGAGUGGGAGGCUCUCACAAAGUGCCAUUGAACAAAUGAAGGAGUGCAUGUAUUCAUUGCCUGAUGUGCAGUCUGCGUUGCUGACAGAUGGAAGUGAUACCUACAGCUGCUGGAUCAGCUCUAUCGAAGCAAAGUUCUUGUAGCAGAAUUGUGAAAAUGGGAGCUCUUAAGGCAGACAAUUGAACGUCUCCCAUCAAAAUGAGCUUCUUCCAUAGAGUUGACCUUACAAGUACCCAAGAAAAGGAAAAAACUCAAAAAGUUUCAUUUCUCAGCAAUAGGCCCAUGAAAGGAUGUGGUUUCAACUGCCUCCUAUUUAGCCCAGUUUUGAUACUGCGUAUCACCAAAGCUUUGAGUAUAAGCUACGAAAUAUUUAAUGUGUGUGUCUCCUUUUUGGUAAUUGACUUGGUUAUUUUUUCAGACCAAAUAAAAGUAGAAAAAUAAUUGCAUAAUGUUAGAAACCUAGAUGAUGCUUGUUAUUGGACCUGUAAUGGGAGCAAACUUUGGAGUUGCACAGAUUCCAAUGUCUGUGUUAUAUGCCACUAGUAAGUCCAAUAAAAGGUAUUCACUUAAUACCAUUGGACCCUAUCCUUGUCCAUUCUUCUCAACAUUCAGUAAUAAAGAGUACGUUAAGCUGGCUUCAAUACAGCAGCACAUUAUAUAGAAGGUGUUCUGGACUUUUAACAGAAAACAGGCCAUUCUACACUUGCUUUCAUUUGACCUACUGACUGCUCCAAUGCAUGUCAUGAGCGGAAUGUAAAAUGUAAAUAAUAAUAAAAACAAUAAUUAAUAAUGAUGCACACUCAGAGGUUUUCCUCUAGCAGCAGUAGUCCUGGGACCAAUCUAACUGUCCAGAAAAAGCUUAUGACGCAACCUUCCUGGGAUUGUCCAAUUUCAGAAUGGCGGUCGAAGGACUGUAUCUUUGAAUGUGUAUCAGAAAGUCCCUGUAACUUAGGAAGCUAUUAUGUCAGAGUGAAUAGUUCUUGUCUACCUUUCUGCUAUGCUAGUCGUCUACAUUUGAGCUAUUUCGUGGGGGAGAGGAGAAAGUAUUCAACCCUGUGAUUUCUCCCAUCUACACUCUGAAGUAUAAUUUUUCCAUAGUGGCUGCAGCACUUGCCUUAUCUGUAUGUGUAGAUUGGCUCUUGAGAGAUACCAUUUUAAAAUCAGUAGGUGGAACAAUGCCAAACAAUGAUUAAACCUUUAGACAACGUACAGAAGACAAAUGCUUCAUUACUCAUGGGAGAAGUCUCUAGGAUGCAAGUGACUGGUUCACGAUCACCCCUCAAUCUACCACAUCUCGGCCAUGCACCCUUGAUGCAUUGUUUCCCUUCCAAAGAAUCUGCCUUUCUCUUAAAGUGUUUGCCUUAGUGAUGCAGGGGUUUAGGGCUACUAUCGCUCUUGUGAUGAGAGGUAGGUAGGGUGGUCAUGCUGAGAACCUAGAAACCAGCUCCACAUCAUGAGGGCCAGUUCUGCUCUGUUUGCAUUCUUGUGUCUAAAUAGAUUUUGUCACAGGAAUGAUCUCUGGUUAAUUCCUUGGAGAAAAAUUAUAAGUCUUUAUAUACAAACUAUGUCUUCCAUAAAGAUCAUAAUGCACAUAGCUAUUCCCCUUCCUACAUAUCACGUAAUUUCUCAUUGCUUGUUACUUAGUGAAGCUUUGUGUGUGUUUUUAAUGUUUACUGACCUUAACCAAUAUUUGUAGCAUUAUUUGUUUUUUAAUACCUUUCACCUGUCAAAGCAGUUCACAUUUAUUCAGCUGCAGGAUCCACCUUACUAAAAAGAGCAGUAUUUACACUCGUUUUGUAAUAUCUUUGACAAAAUAAAAUUUCCUUCUGCAAUGGA
Molecule: messenger RNA, 5302 nt
Organism: Hemicordylus capensis (graceful crag lizard)
Lineage: Eukaryota; Metazoa; Chordata; Lepidosauria; Squamata; Cordylidae
Gene: EIF3B
Product: eukaryotic translation initiation factor 3 subunit B
Exons: 19
Coding region: 118-2661 (847 amino acids)
Biological process (GO): translational initiation
Cellular component (GO): eukaryotic translation initiation factor 3 complex
Molecular function (GO): translation initiation factor binding; translation initiation factor activity; RNA binding
Source: RefSeq, a predicted model, not a curated record